Messenger RNA from Plasmodium malariae, 504 nucleotides. RefSeq names its product conserved Plasmodium protein, unknown function. The record is from RefSeq and is a predicted model, not a curated record. Bases 1 to 504 code for a protein of 167 amino acids. Lineage: Eukaryota; Apicomplexa; Aconoidasida; Haemosporida; Plasmodiidae. The transcript has a single exon.
AUGAAGAACUACCUUUUGUACCUCGUGCUUCUCAUUGUAUCAUGUGAAUGUUACAUUAUACAUUUUAACAGAGGGGAAAAUGGACAUAAGAUUUUUAAAAGUUUGUUCAGUAAAAGAAAAAAAAAAACUUCGAAGGUGUUUAGGACUUACAUGAAACGGCUAAGAAAUGCAUCUGUUGAAAUUGAUGUGCAAAAUAGAAAAGAUUUAACGAAAAUCGAAAUUAUUAAAAUGUUUUUAAAAGGUGUAAAGGAAUGCAAAAAUGUAGAAUAUUUAAGGGAAAAAUUAAAAGGACACGUACCUCCAUCAACUAAACGAAAGUUAAUGAAGCAAAAAAGAAUGAUUAACCUAAGGGCUCAUAUAAAAAACGAAAGAAUCAGAAAGCAAGAGCAGGUUCCUCCAGGUAAAAAUAUUCUUAAUUUUCCAAAGAAUCAGUUAAAAAACAUAAACGCGGCUGUUUUAUAUUUCAGACAUUAUUUUGAGAAAUACGAAAAAAAUACAAGUUAA